Molecule: messenger RNA, 2804 nt
Organism: Mytilus californianus (California mussel)
Lineage: Eukaryota; Metazoa; Mollusca; Bivalvia; Mytilida; Mytilidae
Product: amiloride-sensitive sodium channel subunit alpha-like
Exons: 10
Coding region: 159-1955 (598 amino acids)
Biological process (GO): sodium ion transmembrane transport
Cellular component (GO): membrane
Molecular function (GO): ligand-gated sodium channel activity
Source: RefSeq, a predicted model, not a curated record
UUCGGUAUUAAAACUUUGAGUUCUUUUGAAAUAUCUUCAUUAAACCUGAUGACAUCUAACAACCGGAUCAUCACCAGUUUUCUGUAGAUGGACUAAACACUAACAAAUACUUGAAUGUUUUUCACUGAAAAGGUGGUACAAUUCUACCUUUAAUAUUGAUGUCUUCUAAGAAAUCGAAGGUAAAGAAAAUAAACGUCAGCAAAAUGAGAAUAAGAACAAACAGUAGCAAUAAGCCGCCCUCACCGGUUGUGGAUAAAGUAAAUCCAAUACCAGCAAUAGCUUUUGCUUCAAAAUCGAAAAAUAAAUUCAGAGCAAUGCUGGAAGAGCAAAUUGAAAAGGACAGAAGUUUAACAGUGAAGGAAAGAUUUGACAUAUUUAUAUCAGAAACGAGUUUUACCGCUUUGACAAAAAUUUGCAAAGCUGGUAAUAUUUUCAAACAAAUAAUCUGGCUGAUAUUAGUGUUAGCAAUGUUAUCCUGGCUAUGUAUCCAGUGUUAUUGGUUGUUUGAAAAGUACUUAAGUUAUCCUUACGAGGUUAAAAUAGAACUAAAAUCUAUUCAGAAGAUGGAGUUUCCAAGUGUUACAGUUUGUAACAGAAACCCAAUCAGACAAAGUAAAUUCAAAAGUUCUCCUUUUGACGCAAAGCCAUACAAAGGACUGUUUGAAGUAUGGCAGAAUUCGCCCUUGUAUGAUAAAGCUGUAAAUAUGAUGCAAAACCAAACGAAAGAAAAGUAUGAUAGCGAUGGGGGAUCAAGCGAAGAAGAUACUUAUUUUAUGUCAAAGAUGAAGAAUAAUAGCAUAAAUGUGUGGUCUGCUCUUUCUGACCCAGUUACAGCAGCGGCUUUUUAUAAAACGGAGGAUCAGGAAAUGGUUGCUACAUUUGGUUAUGCCACAAUUGCUUCCGAGAUUGAUCAAUCUGAACUUAAAUCAUACGGUCAUCAAAUAGAGGACUUUCUAGUAUCCUGCAGGUUUCGAGGAAUGCCAUGUUCUCCAGAGAAUUUUACCUUUGUACCAAACGUAAAGUAUGGGAAUUGUUUCACGUUUAAUGCAUAUAACAACAGUCAAGAUCCACUGUACAGUACAUACUCGGGGCCAUUAAUGGGACUUUCGCUAGAACUUAACGUGCAACAGUAUGAGUACAUACCGGCUCUUGCUCCAGAUGCAGCAGUUCGAGUUCUAGUUCACACUCGGGGAACCUUUCCAGCUCUAGAAGACGAUGGUUUUUCAAUUCCAGUCGGAUUUAUGACAUCAGUUGGACUAAAAGUGUCAGAAAUUACCCGAUUAACGCCGCCACAUGCAUCAUGUGCAAAAGAAGGGAAAAUUGAAAAUUUGUAUCAAACAAGAUAUGGUGUAAUCUACGAGAAAGCUACUUGUACAAAAACUUGUCAACAAAAUAUUUGGAAAGAAAAAUGUGGAUGUGUUGUUCCUCUAUAUGAAAAACCGGAGAAUUCAUCAGUCUGUGACUGUAUGAAUUAUGAGGAACAGGCAUGUCUUUGGGAACAGAUGGAUCAGAUGCAAGAAUGUGAACUAAUGUGUCCAAAUUCGUGCUUCGAAAAGAAGUUCGAGCCACUGAUAUCCGUGGGAACCUGGCCCAGUAAACAUUACGAGGACUAUCUAGACUACAAAAUUAAACAUUCAAGUUUGGAUUUCAUGGGAGAUGAUGGAAUCGACAGCGAUGAGAACUUAGCAAAAGUGGAAGUUUAUUUCCGUGAAAUGAUGUAUGAGACCAUUGAACAACAGAAAGCUUAUGAGUCACAAAAUUUGAUCUCAGACGUCGGUGGACAGCUGGGACUAUGGCUAGGAUUGUCCGCCGUUACAAUUGGAGAGAUGUUCGAAUUUAUCAUGGCAAUUUUCAAGGCAGUCACAGCAAGGGCAGUACGUCGACGGAACAGAGAAACAGCUGUCGAAGCCCUAGAAGAUUAUAGCCGCAGACUAUCAUUACAAGAUUUCAAGUGAAUUUGAAUAUAUAGAUAGAAAUUACUCUGGAUUCAUUCGUUGGAUAUCAAUUUUCGUGGAUUUCGUGGGUAAUGGUGAACUACGAAUUUGAAUGUUCGACAAAUUACAAAUUUUCAUAGGCUUGUAUGCAGACUUUAGCAUAAUCUCUAAAUCAUAUAUCCACGAAAAUACCAUUUUCGUUCAAUCCAUGAAAAUUAGUACCAACGAAAAUAAAUGAAUCCACAGUAUAUGAAACACUAGAAUAAAAAAAUGGUAGUAUAUUGGAAUAUAAUUUAUAAUCAACUAGAAUAAAUAUUCGCUGCUCAAAUUUCACCUUAACUGUAAUUUUGUAACCUCUAUAGUUUCCCAAGGUUAUACAUUAAAAAUGGUUGUCAGGCAACCCCUUAUUUCUCAAUACCUUUAAUUCUUAAAUACUCUUGUAGUAAAAUAUGUUGUAUUCUUUCUAUUUUUGUUAUAUUUUUAUGCAUUUAAACUUUCAUUUCUGUGUAGGCAUUUCGUAGACAAAUUUUGAUACAUCUCAUUCCACCAAAUUUCUAACUUUAUUAUAUGCCUGUAUUGUCAAGAAAAGUAUUCGUUUCAUAUCUGUCAUAUGUUAUACAUUAUUUAUUGAAUUAGAUGCCAUUCAGGGGUUUUUUUUUGGGAGGAAACAUCCUCAACGUUUUUUGUAAACUGUCACACAUAAAUUUGUACAAUUUUAGAUUUUGGAGAGAAGAUUUACAAUCAAGUUGGAAUUUUGCGAUCCAUGCUUGGUUGUAAUUGAUCAAAAUAUGCUUCGGGCUAUGUUUGUAAAGUAGGAGUGAAUUAUUUAUAUUACAUUAGAUGAAUUAAAAUAUUUCUUUUCUGAUUAUA